AUUGGAUGUUGUAAGUAUGUGAAUUAAAUCAAUUGUUAAAUAAGUAAAUUUGUGAUGUCACUUUCACAUGCUAAUGUCCAACAACCUACUAGUUUCCGUGUUUAACACAAAUAGAUUAAUGUGACAAGAAUGCGGAGUAAAUCAUCCUCAUCAUCACUGCAAUCAGAACGCCUUUCAACUGUUCAUCAGCAUCUUUGUCAUCAUAAUCGUCGGCAACACCUUGUUCGAUUGCCCUACUGUAUUCUGCUCGUAGCACUGUUUUUAUCUCUGUACUUUUUGUCUACAUCACUAAUUAUGGAUGAUAACCUUCUUGCCAAACAUCAGUCGGCUAAAGAUCUAACCCAACAAUUAUUCAACAUAUUUGCAGUUGGAACAAUUCUCCUUGCAAUGGUGAUUGAUGUAAUACAAUUCUUCGCAACUUCCGAAAGUCAAAAAUUAUUCACAAAAUUCAUGUUCUGUCUUAUAAUUAUCAGCUUUGUUUUAGCAAUUAUUUCUGCUACACUGGCAAAUACAAAUUCACAUAUCUUUGGAUCGAAACAAAUACCUCAUCCAUCAACAUGCUUGUUAGCUGGCAGUGCAAUAAUCUUUUUGACCUUUUUAAUCGCAAUCAUUCCGUGUCUUGAACAAUGAAUUCAUAUUUUAUAUUAAUAAUAAUAAUUGUAAUUGUUUUACAAUCUGUGACACAAUAUACAUCAAUCAAACGAAUGAUUCUGAUUGUUUUAUACGCUCAAAAUACACACCCAAACACACACACACACACCUACACACUCACUAAAGAAACUGCAUGAGCAAAAUUCAUUCAUCUGGAUUGUUGUUGCUGUUUCACGAAAAUACACUAAUCCAUACUACUGAAGUCAGUAUUAUAACUGUCACCUAAUUCCAAGGAGGUGGUGUAGAAAGGACGGAUUUCUCAUCAUCUAAGAGUCAACCUUGUAACAGGUAAUUAAUAAUGCAACACGAUAAGGACUCAAA
Trichobilharzia szidati is the source of this 972-nucleotide messenger RNA. Lineage: Eukaryota; Metazoa; Platyhelminthes; Trematoda; Strigeidida; Schistosomatidae. The record is from the annotation of a GenBank genome assembly.